UCUGAAUUAUUGGAAGGUACGUGAAUGCACCACCAAAUGAAGUACACUUUGGAGUAACGGAAAGCCGAGUGUAAGCUGGUGUAAAUACAACUUUGGGAUGGCAGCGUUGACUUGCUUGGCGUAAAGACGGCCAGUAACCAGUCGGUGGGAAACUCUGGCUUCGCCACCGUCAGGCGAGUUGAGCCGCCAUGGGGACGCGGUGGUCUCGCAGCGGCAGCAGCCUGUCGCUCCUCCCGGAGAGGCAGCGCGCGGAGCGGCAGCGAGAGGACAGAGACUCCGAUAAUGAGUCUUUGGAUGGGCUCGGCAGACGGGAGGACAUAGCCCAGUUCCCAUACGUGGAGUUCACCGGCAGGGACAGCAUAACGUGUCCGACCUGCCAAGGCACCGGACGGAUACCCUCAGAUCAAGUGAAUGAACUGGUUGCACUGAUCCCAUACAGUGACCAAAGGCUGCAGCCCCAAAGAACGAAGCUGUACGUGGUCCUGUCGGUGGUGUUGUGCCUCCUGGCAUCCUCGCUCGUGGCCUUCUUCCUCUUCCCUCGCUCUGUGGUUGUGGUGGAUGAUGGGAUACACUCAGUGACUGUGCGCUUCGACCACUCCAAUAUGAAGGUGCUAAUGAACAUGACGAGCACGCUGAACCUCACCAACCCCAACUUCUUCUCGGUGCUGGUGCAGAGUGUGAGCUGUCAGGUCCUCUACAUGAAGACAGUGAUCGGCACUCAGCAGCUGGACAAUGCCACCACCAUCCUGCCGCUCAGCGAGAGUCAGGUCAACUACACUGUCAGCGUGGAGAUCGGAAGCAGCGCACCGUAUGUCUAUGCCUUCUGCACCAUGCCCAGCAUCAAGGUCCACAACAUCGUCGUAUAUAUGCAAACCUCAGUGAAAACCUCAUACAUGGUGCGAACGUCCCAGAACAGCCUCGAGGCCUAUCGCUACAUCGACUGUGGCUCCAACAGCACAUACCACCUGACAGCCAAGCAGCACAGACGCCUCUCCCCGACCCGCUCGCCAGCCACAUCCCACGGCUUCCCUCUGCUGUGAGCCCAGCAGUCCUGGAAAGAGAUGCAUCACUUGUCUGGAGGGAGGAGGUGGGAGAUAUUGGCGCACACUCCAGGAUGGAUUUGCUCUCCCUUGCAGACAAAGCUACCAGCAGCAAAAUACCAAAUGGCGUUUUCUUUCAGGCUCACACAGAAUAGGUAACUUAAAGGAAAACACAAGGUGUGGCAAGUGACUGUUGUAAAAGGCCGCUUUUUUAACUGCACACUGGCUUUCGGCAACAGACGAAGUGUUUUUGUUGUUAGAGAUGGAUCACAGCAGCCACUUUUGGUUUUUUCACUUGCAUUAGCAGUGCUCAUGAUCGCCUGAAUUUAAAAAGGCAGUCUUGCUAUCUCUGACAGAAUGAGUCACAUGUUCUGCUGGUGAAAACAGAGUGCCACAUGGAUUGAGUCAUUGCCAGCCAGCACUCUGUGGCCCCUGGAAGCAGGACAAACGUCAGAAGAAGCUGUUUUCGUGAUCGGCCGACAUUCCCAGCUGACAAAGUGCCACUGAUGGCAUUUUGGCCAUAGCUUUAAGUAACGCUGCAGACCUCUGUGUGCUGCUGCUGCAGCUGCUGUUAGCAUAGCUUGAAUGAUUUUUGGUAUUUAACACUGUAGAAGAGAAGAAGGCGCUGGACUGCUGUUACUAGUUUGGAGUUAAUGCAGCAACAGGAGGGAUCACUGAAUGGCUGUUUUUGCACCUUGAAAGUGGGACAUAAUGUUAAACAUUUCGCCUCUGCUGGGUUAUUUAACUAUUACUGAAGUCAAAUGUCAUUGACACAGUUAACAUAUCAUGGAUGUUUUUAAAUGAAUUGCUAAGUUAUUUCUUGGUGCCUCUAACCACAGCAAGUCUAAGCACUGAUUUUAGAAUUAGGGCUGUGGCACAGUGACAGAGAGGAAUACUUUUCUCAGACUAGACUUUCUCCAAGAUACUAGCUCAUGUGUCAGUGUGAGCUAAUCACUGAUCCAGGAACCCUUUCCAUAGUGUCCCGGUUAAUAGUUCUUGUUCAUUUUCUCUGUGUUUAUCAACUGUCAGACGUCUCUGUGGAGCUUUUCUGGGCCGUAUUAUUAUCGCAGAGUGAGACGGAAACAAAGUGGUGAAGAGCAGUUGUGAUCUGACUUUUUUUUUUUUUUUUUUUAAAGGGACAGUUUGUAAAUUUAUGAGAGAUUUUACCAGGGUUUUUAAAAAAUACAGUAUAUACUGUCAUGCUUGGUUCUAACAAAAUAUUAAAGGGAGUUGUGAAUAA
Messenger RNA from Chelmon rostratus (copperband butterflyfish), 2280 nucleotides. It is a transcript of the gene tmem106c, whose product is annotated as transmembrane protein 106C. The record is from RefSeq and is a predicted model, not a curated record. Lineage: Eukaryota; Metazoa; Chordata; Actinopteri; Chaetodontiformes; Chaetodontidae. The coding region runs from base 189 to 1040 and encodes 283 amino acids. The transcript is spliced from 8 exons.